GUUUUAUUUAAUUUUCCUUUCUAUUUUUCAAGGAAAUUAAUGAUGUGUGUAUCAUUCUUUUUGAUAUCGAUCGAUCGAGUCUUAAAGCUCCAGCCUUUCAUUUUUGGCCUGUUGCACUCAUGAAACAUUCUUUCACAAUAUCUUUUGAAUUCAUCUGCAGUAAAAUUUACAUGAUGUUAAUCCAUGUCUUAUUCAUUAAUAACCGAUUAUGCUUCAUACAAUUUACUUGGAUUUGUAUCUUGAGUUGUUAUUAUCUGAGUGAAUCAAACGAGGUCGUUUUAAUCACCUCUUUUAGUUCUAAAUCAUAUAAUUUUACAAAAAGUGCAAUGAUUUUUUGUUCUUCAUCGUAAGUUACCACUGAAUUUUCAGUGUGAAACAUUUUUCUUUUCCGUGCACUAACAUGCGGAUUGCUGUCGCUCGUUGUAAUUCCCGAUCGGGUUCUCUUUUUUGUCCUUUUUAUUUUGAGCUCUAUUAUGGCAGAGGUUCUCUACUAAAUAAGUUUCCAGGACCACAUUCACAUGAUAUUGCUGUAACUUUACAUUGAGCCGCUGAACGUCGAUGGUCUCAUGGCGGUCAACGGCCAGAUGAAAUCACGGAGAAGGGAGUAUGCGAAUUCGCAAGAGGAUAACGACGUGAAGUUGCUGAGUUAUUUUGGUGAAGUUGAUCCGUGGACGGCAUGGGCAUACAAGCCUCGCACUAUCUCUCUGCUACUACUCGGCACUUGCCUUUUAAUUUGGGCAAGUGGUGUUCUUAAUCCGGAAAGCAGCGCUGAUACCGAUCGUGUUACAUCUGUGAAGAGGGGCGUGUGGGCGAUGAUCGCGGUUUUUCUAGCUUACUCUUUGCUCCAAGCUCCUUCCACAGUACUUAUUAGGCCGCAUCCUGCGAUUUGGCGCUUGGUUCAUGGGAUGGCUGUUGUUUACCUUGUUGCCCUCACCUUUUUGCUUUUUCAGAACCGUGAUGAUGCGCGACAAUUCAUGAAGUAUCUCCACCCUGAUCUUGGUGUUGAGCUGCCUGAAAGAUCGUAUGGAGCGGAUUGCCGUAUUUAUGUCCCUGAGAAUCCAAAAAACAGGUUCAAAAAUGUCUACGAGACGCUAUUCGAUGAGUUUGUGCUCGCUCAUAUUUUUGGCUGGUGGGGAAAAGCUAUAAUGAUACGAAAUCAACCCCUUCUGUGGGUGUUGUCGAUAGGGUUUGAAUUAAUGGAGCUUACUUUCCGUCAUAUGUUGCCGAAUUUUAAUGAGUGCUGGUGGGAUAGUAUAAUUCUCGACAUUCUGAUCUGCAAUUGGUUCGGCAUAUGGGCUGGAAUGCAUACCGUGAGGUACUUUGACGGAAAGACGUAUGAGUGGGUUGGUAUAAGUCGGCAACCGAAUAUCAUGGGUAAGGUGAAAAGAACAUUAGGCCAAUUUACGCCUGCGAGGUGGGACAAAGACGAGUGGCACCCUCUCCUCGGGCCGUGGAGAUUCGUCCAAGUGCUGAGCCUCUGCAUCGUGUUUAUGACCGUGGAGCUCAACACUUUCUUCCUCAAGUUUUGUCUCUGGAUCCCGCCGCGAAACCCCUUGAUCAUCUACCGAUUGGUUCUCUGGUGGCUCAUCGCAAUCCCGACGAUCCGCGAGUAUAACACCUACUUGCAAGACAGCAGGAAACCUGUGAAGAAGGUAGGAGCAUUCUGUUGGCUUUCGCUGGCGAUAUGCAUAGUCGAGCUUCUCAUUUGUAUCAAAUUUGGCCAUGGUCUGUUUCCGAAUCCGAUGCCUAAAUGGCUCGUAAUGCUUUGGACGUCGGUGGGCUCAGUCCUUUCAAUUUUCCUGCUCGUUUGGACGUGGCAAAAUCAUCGAUCGAUGGUGAGAAAAAGGUUAUAAUAAACCAUCAUGAACCGCGCCGUUACUGAUUCUUUUCUCUUACUUCCUCUCCUUAAAAACUUAGUUGUGUAAAUAUUCAUUACCUUUAAAUUCUGUAAAUGCUUCAUCCAUUGCUUAGGAUUGUUUGUUUUCGUCCUCAGCUUUAGGUUCUUAUGGGGGAAAUAUCCUUUCGAUCGCGCAUUCUUAUUGUUUUUCAUAGGUUUUUAUUGUUUCUGAAACAAUUAGCUGAUCCAAUGUUGAUUUUUCUUUUUUCUGUUUUAGUAACAAAUGAACAAGUUCCUUUUAUUUGAUCUGAUAAAUGCCGUCGUGAUCGACUUCCGUCGUGAGUAAA
This is a messenger RNA of Ananas comosus (pineapple), 2184 nucleotides long. Its product is annotated as CDP-diacylglycerol--serine O-phosphatidyltransferase 1. Gene Ontology annotation, biological process: phosphatidylserine biosynthetic process. The transcript has 13 exons. The record is from RefSeq and is a predicted model, not a curated record. Gene Ontology annotation, molecular function: L-serine-phosphatidylethanolamine phosphatidyltransferase activity. NCBI's taxonomy places the organism in Eukaryota, Viridiplantae, Streptophyta, Magnoliopsida, Poales, Bromeliaceae. The coding region runs from base 567 to 1853 and encodes 428 amino acids.